GGUGGGAGGGAAGAGAGUGGAAGAGGCAGGAGAAGAGCACGGCUGCCGGCCCGCCGCCCCUCUCCGCCAGCGCAGCGCGGGAGGGCGGACCACGAUGCCCGGGCGGCGGGCGCUGCCCGCCCGCCCGCAUGGACACCGCCGCCCGUAGCGGCGCCGGGGAGCCGCGCCGCGGGCUUUACUUCACAGGACUCAUUAUAGUGGAUCUCAUCCUCCCCAUUGUCAUCAAUCUGUCAGUUUCCUGCUGAUCUUUUCCUCUCUGUGCCAGCAUGUGCCUGAAGAUGGGGCUUGGAGCCAUUCCAGUUUUGUCAGUAGGAGCAGGAUAUUAAAAUUUUGAACGGUGCCUCCCCAAGAAGUGUGAUGAGAAAUGGCUUUAGGAAACAAUACCCAGAGAAGUUAUUCCAUCAUCCCCUGCUUCAUCUUUGUUGAGCUUGUCAUCAUGGCUGGGACUGUUCUGCUCGCCUACUACUUCGAAUGCACUGACACUUUUCAGGUGCAUAUCCAAGGUUUCUUCUGUCAGGAUGGCGAUUUGAUGAAACCAUACCCGGGAACAGAGGAUGAGAGCUUUAUCUCCCCUCUUGUGCUGUACUGUGUGCUGGCUUCAACUCCGACAGCUAUUAUUUUUAUUGGUGAAAUAUCUAUGUAUUUCAUAAAGUCAACUCGAGAAACUCUAAUUAUUCAAGAGAAAACUAUUUUGACUGGAGAGUGCUGUUACCUGAACCCAUUGCUUCGAAGAAUAAUACGUUUUAUAGGAGUUUUUGCAUUUGGACUUUUUGCCACCGACAUAUUUGUAAAUGCUGGCCAGGUUGUGACUGGGAACUUGGCUCCUUACUUCCUGACAGUAUGUAAGCCCAACUACACAGGAAAUGACUGCCGGACCCAUCACCAGUUCGUAAACAAUGGGAACAUCUGCACUGGGGAUGUGGAGGUGAUUGAGAAGGCCAGGAGGUCCUUUCCAUCCAAACAUGCUGCUCUGAGCAUCUACUCGGCUUUAUAUGCCACGAUGUACAUCACAAGCACAAUAAAAACAAAGAGUAGCAGGCUAGCCAAACCUGUGUUGUGUCUGGGUACCCUGUGUGCUGCAUUCCUCACCGGGCUAAAUCGAGUUUCUGAGUAUCGAAACCACUGUUCAGACGUGAUCGCAGGCUUCAUCUUGGGGAGUGCAGUAGCUUUGUUUCUGGGGAUAUGUGUUGUGCAUAACUUUAAAGGCUCACAUGGAACUCCUUCUAAACCGAAGCCUGAAGACCCGCGAGGAAUGCCACUAAUGGCUUUUCCAAGAGUGGAAAGUCCACUGGAGACAUUGAGUGCACAGAAUCAUUCUGCCUCGAUGACUGAAGUAACCUGAGCUAGAAGACAGGCAGCAGAAGAUAUUUUUAUUACCCUCCUAUAUAACACUCCAAGAUACACAGUUAAUAAAUGUCAAACUGUGAUGACCAGUAUUAUGUUAUGUCUAGUUAGAGGCUGAUGUUUUGUACAUUUUUUGUAUGAGGAAGUGAUGUAGCUUGCCCUGAUUUUUUGUCAGCUUUAAUAUUAUUAUGCCAGAAUUUAAAAGCAAAACAGAAAUACAAAAAACCCCUUUUCUUGUUAAAAGUGUGCACUGAAAAUUACAUCAAUGGAAUUGUUAAUGUUGUUAUGUGAUAUUUGUACACAGAUUCUUUUUUCUUCAUUUUUGAAUUUAUAUAACUUGAAAUAAAAUAAUUCACUUUUACCUUUUCUUACCAUAUGAAAUGCUUUACCAAUAGGUCAGAUUCUGAUCUUAGUAAACUCAGCAUAAAUCUGAAGUAACUGCAUAUAUUUAAUUCAGAUUAAAAUAUUGUUGAUCAGGAAUCCAGCCUGAACAACAUUAUCAACAAGUGCUAAACAGUCAUCACUGAUUCAGUGAGCUACUUAAGCUUUCCUUCACACCACGGACUUCUGUUACCUGUUCCAUUUCCAGACUUCUUGGUGGACUUGAAGUGUAACCUUAAGCAUCUUACUGAAUCAGUGCCUGAUGUGGAGUAGGAGGAUUGUGUUAGUUAUUGAGGAUAACUAAAUAUGCUCAGUCUGCAAUACAGACAGACUGGACAUAAAACUUUACUGUAGUAGCUGAUAGCAUGUGAGCUGCCUAUAUCAUCUCCCUAGAUCUCAGUUCCUUCACAUGGCCCAGCCAAAGCUCCCAGUAAAUUUAAAUAUGGCUUCAGGAAUAGAUUAUGGGGAUUUACAGCCAUUGCUGUGGACCUGAGGCAGGGCUUUAAAUGUUUCAUAACUUCAUCAUAGAGUCGUGGAGUAACCAGUAAUUAAAUGCGUAACAGAAAGAAAAAAAAAAAAAAAAAAAAAAAAAAAAAGCUUGUUAAAAGUGUGCACUGAAGAA
This is a messenger RNA of Rhea pennata, 2347 nucleotides long. RefSeq names its product phospholipid phosphatase related 1 (gene PLPPR1). Bases 365 to 1342 code for a protein of 325 amino acids. Gene Ontology annotation, cellular component: plasma membrane. NCBI's taxonomy places the organism in Eukaryota, Metazoa, Chordata, Aves, Rheiformes, Rheidae. Gene Ontology annotation, molecular function: phosphatidate phosphatase activity. Gene Ontology annotation, biological process: phospholipid dephosphorylation; phospholipid metabolic process; signal transduction. The transcript has 9 exons. The record is from RefSeq and is a predicted model, not a curated record.